GGAAAUUUAUAUAUAUUUGGUUCAACUUGCAGAAAAAAAUCGAGCCACGGGAUGUUGACAGAAGUCGGUGGAGAUCUUUUCAAAGAGGGAAAUGGACCGGAUGGUGGACCAGUGCCAACUGAAGACCACAUUUCCCUAUCUGGAUAACAUCACCAUCUGUGGUCACAACUGGCCGGAUCACAACACCAACCUCCAGCGAUUUUUCCAAGUGGCCAAAGCCCUGAACCUUACUUAUAACAGGGACAAGUGUGUGUUCAGAACCACCCAACUCACUAUCAUUGGGUAUGUCGUGGAGAACGGGGUCAUUGGCCCUGAUCCCAACCGUAUUAACCCUGUUAGAACUCCCUCUUCCCAUCACUCUCAAAGCCCUCAAACGGUGCCUGGGCUUCUUUUCCUAUUACGCCCAAUGGGUCCCCCAUUACGCAGACAAGGCCCGCCCCCGGUCAAGUCUACCACAUUUCCCCUCUGCCGAGGACUGCACGGCCUUCAGGGGACAUUACCAAAGCAACGAUGCAUGCGGUGGAUGAGACCAUUCCCUUCCAAGUAGAGAGUGACGCCUCCGAUUUCACGCUUGCUGCUACCCUCAAUCAGGCAAGCAGGCCAGUAGCAUUCUUUUCUCGUACCCUUCAAGGCCCUGAAAUUCGGCACUCCGCGGUGGAGAAAGAAGCCCAGGCCAUAGUGGAGGCUGUUAGGCACUGGAGGCACUAUCUCGCCGGCAAAAGGUUCACCUUGCUGACCGACCAGCGCUCGGUUGCGUUCAUGUUCAGCAACCAACAGCGGGGCAAAAUCAAAAAUGAUAAAAUUUUGCGGUGGAGAAUCGAACUCUCCACCUACAACUAUGAUAUCCUGUACCGGCCUGGAAGGCUCAAUGAGCCCCCUGAUGCCCUAUUCUGGGGAAUGUGUGCCAACGCACAGCUUGACCAGCUAUACGCCCGCCAUGCACAUCUUUGCCACCCAGGGGUCACCCGAUUUUACCAUUUCGUGAAAGCCUGGAACAUGCCGUACUCCCUUGAGGACAUCAGGACGAUGACCAGGGACAGCCAAGUUUGCGCUGAGUGUAAACCGCACUUCUACCGUCCUGAAAAGGCGCAACUUAUCAAGGGCACCCGCCCCUUUGAGCGACCGAGUGUUGACUUUAAGGGCCCCCUUCCCUCCACCGACCGCAAUGUCUACUUUCUCAACAUUAUCAACGAGUACUCGCGGUUCCCCUUUGCCAUCCCCUGCCCCGACACCACUACCACAUCCGUCAUAAAAGCCCUGCGCCAGCUCUUCACUCUGUUCGGAUAUCCCUGCUAUAUCCACAGUGAUAGAGGGUUCUCCUUUAUGAGUGACGAGCUGCGCCAGUACCUGCUGGCAAGGGGCAUUGCUACUAGUAGGACCACGAGCUAUAAUCCCCGGGGUAAUGGACAGUUGGAGAGGGAGAAUGCCACAGUGUGGAAGGCCACACUUUUAGUCCUUAAGUCAAAAGGGUUGCCGGUCUCUCGAUGGCAGGAGGUCCUCCCCGAGGCACUCCACUCUAUCCGCUCUCUGUUAUGUACGUCCACCAAUGCCACCCCUCAUGAGCGCCUAUUCUCUUUUCCCAGGAAGUCUGCCACUGGGACCACCCUCCCGGCUUGGCUGACGUCCCCAGGGCCAGUGCUGCUCUGGAAACAUGUGCGGAGCAAUAAAUACUCCCUGAUGGUCGAGAGGGUUCACCUACUACAUGCAAACCCCCAGUAUGCCUACGUGGUCUUACCUGAUGGGCAGGAGGACACAGUCUUCGUCCACGACCUGGCGCCCGCAGGAGCAGCAGACCACUACCCCGAACACUCCAUGGUAACUAUGAACCCUGUACCCACCGAGGUGUAUACCCACCUGACACCGCGCACACCAAGCCCUACAUAGACUCCUCAUGACACUCGCAUACCGGGCGCCUCGUACACGCAUGAGGGUUCACUGACACCUAGUGGGCUGACACCUCCAGUCAGGCCAGAACUAGCACAACCACCGUCUCCGAUGCAAUCACCACCGGCACCUGUGCAAUCACAGCCGGUGCUACAUAGAUCGCAGCGACAGAUUCGACCACCUGAUAGACUAACAAGUAACUAUACUUGUAAGAAACUUCGCCCCAUGGGGAAUCACUUUUAAAACAAAGGUGGGGGGGGUGAAUGUGGUGAACUACAUAUACCUGUCUGGUCACGCCCACCCUGCUGACUGCUCCUGUGGCUCCUCCCACGGACCCCGGUAUAAAGGCGUUUGAAGACACAGCCCCGGCCUCAGUCUCCAGGAGGUAGUGUGGUGGUCAAUUGCUGCUUGUUCUUUCUUCCAGCCAAUAAAAGCCUAUAUCUCACCUCAUGUCUCUGAGAGUUAUUGACGGUGCAUCAGGUACAUCAUUAAAGACCCCUCACACCCUCUCCAUGAACUGUUUGUUCUUCUGCCAUCAGGCAAACGUUACAGGAGUGUCAAAACUAAAACCACAAGGCUACUAAACAGCUUCCUCCCACAGGCAGUCAGACUUCUAAAUAACUGCUCUACCUGACUCUGCUUUGGACACUUAUAACUUGUUUUUAACUGACAUGUGGCUGUUGUGUUUUACUAUUUAUUGUUAUGUUUAUUAUUUAGUGUUGCGUUUGUUAUGUUAUGAUUGCACUGCUCCUGGGAAAUGCUCUCAUUCUGCCCUGCAGAGCUGAUGUAUGGUUAGAAUGACGAUAAAGUUUUUGAAUCUUGAAUCUUGAAUUUGUUCUGUGCUU
Hypanus sabinus (Atlantic stingray) is the source of this 2729-nucleotide messenger RNA. RefSeq lists its product as uncharacterized. Lineage: Eukaryota; Metazoa; Chordata; Chondrichthyes; Myliobatiformes; Dasyatidae. Bases 511 to 1884 code for a protein of 457 amino acids. The transcript is spliced from 2 exons. Gene Ontology annotation, biological process: DNA integration. The record is from RefSeq and is a predicted model, not a curated record. Gene Ontology annotation, molecular function: nucleic acid binding.